UGAAGAAGAUCAGGAGGAAUGAUUUAGUGGAGCGUUUUUCCAAAAGUGGUUCUCAACCAAACAACGAUGCCGAUGAUGUUGGAGAGACUUCAGAGAACACAGGACCUUCUUCAAUUAAACAGGUCCAGGGAGCUUCUCACCCCCUACGCCUGGUGCUCAGGCUGAAGAUUUGCUGGUUCCAAGACCAAAUCCUCCACGAUCAAUCUUGUCAUACCAAAGCAUGCUCCAGUCAAACCUCCAGAACAAGUUUAUGUGUAUACCAGAGGGGUCUUCAAAGCAGAAGGAUAAAAAACGUCUUGAUGAUAUCUACACAGAGCUCUACAUCAUAGAUGGGAAUGAGGUUGGUGACAACAUGCAGCAUGAGGUCAGACACAUUGAGAUGACAUCAAGAAAACCAGAAGGAACUGAGAGAUCAAUUCACCACAACAACAUUUUCAAACACCCUUCUGGAGAAAACACACCCGUAAGAACAGUCUUGACAAAUGGGAUUGCAGGAAUCGGCAAAACAUUCCUUAUUUACAAGUUCAUCCUGGACUGGGCUGAAGGAAGAGCCAAUCAAGAUUUGCAUCUCACAUUCCCUAUCACUUUCCGCCAGCUGAAUUUACUGAAGGGCAGAAAGUUUCGUUUGGCAGAGCUCAUUCACAAAUGUAUCAGGGAAAGCCAAGAUAUUAAAGAGGAGGCUCUUAAUUACAUCUUCACCAAACUACAGGCUUCAGGAAACACCAACUUUGACAAGAGCAAUUUCAAACUUCUGUUUGUGCUUGAUGGGUUGGACGAAAGUCGCUUUCAGCUCAACUUCAAUGACAAGGAAGAAUUCUCUAUUGACGAGCCAUUGUUGGUGAGUGAUCUUCUGGCAUACCUCAUCCAGGGUAAACUGCUCCCCUCUGCACGCCUUUGGAUUACCACACGACCGGCAGCGGCCAAUCAGAUCCCUCUCGACUUUGUUGACAUCAUUACAGAGGUGAGAGGGUUCACUGAUCUACAGAAGGAGGAGUACUUCAGGAAGAGAUUUAAAGAUGUGCAGAUGGUCAACAGAGUCAUGUCCCAUAUCAAGACAUCAAGAAGUCUCCACAUCAUGUGUCACAUUCCAGUUUUCUGCUGGAUCGCUGCUACAGUUCUGAAGCAAAUGUUAGGGGUAGACGACAGAAAAGAAAUCCCUCAAACUCUGACUGAGAUGUAUGCAAAAUUCCUCGUGUUUCAGAUCAAGCAGACAGCCCUUAAGUAUGACACAAAGGAGAACAUCAAGAUCAUUGAAUCACUUGCAAAGCUGGCUUUUCACCAGUUGGAGAGAGGCAAUCUGAUCUUCUAUGAGAAAGACUUGAACAACAGUGGCAUUCAUCUUAAUGAAGCAUCGGUGUACUCAGGGGUGUUCACACAGAUCUUCAAGGAAGAUGAUGGGCUGAACGAAGACAAGAUGUUUUGCUUCGUGCAUCUGAGCAUUCAUGAGUUUUUGGCAGCUGUUUUUGUGGUCCUGUCACUUUUUAAUCACAGAAAGGACGUGAUGACUGAACCACAAACAGUUCUCCAACAUCUGCAGAAACUUUUCAGAAAAGUAUCUGAAACUGAGAUCUGUAUGAAAGCUGUGGACAAGGCCUUGCAGAGUCCAAAUGGACACCUCGACUUAUUUCUCCGCUUCCUCCUGGGCCUUUCGUUGAAGUCAAAUCAGGAUCUCUUAAAGGGCCUGCUCAAACAAACAGGAAGAAGCUCAGAGACCAACCAGCAGCUGGUGAAGUACAUCAAAAAGAAGAUCAGGGAAAACCCCUCACCAGAGAGAUGCAUUAAUCUCUUCCACUGUCUGACUGAACUUAAGGACUGUUCCCUGGUCAAUGAGGUCCAAUAUUACCUGAGACAGGGAAGCCUGUCCACAGCCAAUCUCUCCCCUGCUCAGUGGUCAGCCCUAGUCUAUGUGAUACUGUCAUCAGAACAAGAUCUGGAUGUGUUUGACCUAAACCAAUACUCCAAAUCGGAGGACGUUCUUAUGAGAAUGCUUCCAUUGGUCAAAGCCUCAACAACUGCACGACUGAACCAAUGUGACCUCUCACACCUCUCGUGUGAAGCCCUGGCUUCAGUUAUCAGCUCGCAGUCCUCAAGCCUGAGAGAGCUGGACCUGAGUAACAACAACCUGCAAGAUUCAGGAGUGAGGCUGCUCUCUACUGGAUUGGGAAGUCCCCACUGUAGACUGGAAAUUCUAAGGUUGUCAAGCUGUGAGGUCACAGAGGCAGGCUGCACUUCUUUGUCCUCAUCACUGAGCUCCAAAUGCUCCCGUCGGACAGAGCUGGACCGGAGCUACAAUCACUGGCGAAAACCCAAAUGGAUGUCAAUUGUGAAAAUGACAGCAGAGCGACAUGAACCAUUAUCAGUAAUAGCAAAAUACUCUGGGCUAAGAGAGGGCUGCUGUCCCAAUGUCGGACAAUAUAGCAGUCUGAGAGAGCUGGACCUGAGUAACAACAACCUGCAGGAUGAAGGACUAAAUCUGCUCUCUGAUGGACUGGAGAGCCGCCACUGUAGACUGGAAAAUCUCAGUCUCAGAUGGUGUAACCUGUCGAAGAGUAGCUGUGUAUAUCUGGCCUCAGCUCUCAGCUCUCAGUACUCCAGUCUGAGAAAACUGGACCUGAGUAACAAUGACCUGCAGAAUUCAGCAGUAAAUCAGCUCUCUCUUGGACUGGAAAGUCCAGAUUGUAGACUGGAAACACUUAGGUUGUCAGGCUGCCUUGUCACAGAGGAAGGCUGUGCUUAUUUGGCCUCAGCUCUGAGCCUCAACCCCUCCUAUCUGAGAGAGCUGGACCUGAGCUACAAUCAUCCAGGAGACUCAGGGCUGGAGCUGCUCUCUGCUGGACUAAAGAAUCCACAGUGGAGACUGGAAACUCUCAGGGUUGAUCAUUGUGGAGAGUUCAGGAUCUUACCCGGGUGUAGGAAAUAUGCCUGUGAACUCACACUGGACCCGAACACCUCGCACAGGAAUUUCUUCCUAUCUCAAGAUGACAAGCAGGUCAUAGUUCGAAGGCGUUUUUCCUGCCCUGAUCAUCCAGAUAGGUUUGAACACAGGCACCAGGUCCUGUGUACAAGCGGUCUGACUGGGCGCUGCUACUGGGAGGUGGAGUGCGGAGGACCAGCUUACAUAGGCGUGACGUACAGGGGAAUUGGCAGGAAAGGAAAAAAUAAUGACUCUCUGCUCGGUUGGAACGACAAGUCGUGGUGCCUGGAGUGCAACAGGAACACCGCUUGGUACAAUGGGAAGGGCAGAGUCGCGUCUCCAUCAUCGUACCACGGACCCAAAAGAUUGGCAGUGUAUCUGGACUGGCCCGCCGGAAGUUUGUCCUUCUACAGAGUCUCCUCUGGCGCACUGAUCCACCUCCACACCUUCAACCACACAUUCACCGAACCGCUCUACCCUGCGUUUAGGGUUAUCGGUACUGGUUCAUAUGCAUUACUGCUCAAGUGUUAGUAUUCUACGAUGGGAUCUACAUAUUUCAUAUAAAUUUACUUGAUUUGGAAAAAAAUGUGACACAUUUGUGAUCGGAGCAGAUGUAUUUUCAAAGAAGAUACAUUUGAUGUGUUUUGCAUACCCAGAAACUAUAUUUCAAACUUUUAAACUGAUGAGGAAUCAGAGGGGUAAAUAUAGGCAAUGGUGUCAAAUGGGGCUGGGUGGCCUUGAAGACAAUAUGAGCUCCUUCACAUGGGAGAGAUUGCAAUAUGAGGAACAAAAUUAUUACAAUGUUAUUAAUAUGGUAAAAUGUCACGUUGAGCAGUACAGCAUCAUUUGGUGUUCAUCCCCCGUGGAAAAAGCAAACCCACGAUCUUUGUCACGGUUUCAAUUUCUCUUUUAGUUUCGAUAAACGGUCAGUAAUAUUAACAAAACCAUAGGCUUAUUCUACAUAAAUGAUACUGAUACAAACUAAAUAAACUAUUAAAAAUUGAUUCAAUUCAAUGAAUAAUUAAAUUUCAGUCAUACAGAUUAUCCAUGAUGAUUUAUGGGUAAUAUGUUGAUAUUGUCCAAUGUUAAGUUUCUAUUUGAUCAUCUGACGAGACGAUAAGAUAACGUGUGUUUGUGUAUGCUUCAUAGCUAGCUUGCGCGCACCAGGGCCCUUUUUAACAACCUUGCAUCACUGUGCAGAUAGAAGGAAAGGAGUUAUGUACAUGGGAGAAAGACUAAAUGAAAUGAAAUAGUAAUUAUAUUAUUAUAGGAAGUGGUUGACAUCUGCCUGUGUCCUCUCCCUCCAUCUACUAUCGACAAUGACAACAGACCUGUUUUCAAACUAGCGUUUAUUGCCAAAAUCAGAACAGAAGCCCUGUAACAUUAAGGUCAAGUUUUCAGAAACAUCACAGUACACAGAUAAGACCGCUUAAAGCCACGUCACAGAUUUGAAUAGUUUUCAGACGAAAGUCAAAAACACGUUUUCAUGCACUGGCUAAAUCAUAGAUUUUGCUCCGAUAACACGUCUUCUUUCAGAAUAGUGGAAAGAAAACAUCCAAAAUAUACAUUUGGGUGUUUAUUCUACUACUCUGUCAAUUUGAGUCUGUGGAUUUCUGUUAAGAUCCGGCAAUAGUAAGCAUUACAUAAUGCCUCAUUUGCAUAUUUAAACAUAACAUUUCAGAAAACUUUGAAAAAAAAAUUGUCAUUAUGUGAGCGAUCAUCUAGGGAAGUUUUCAUACUCCUGAAUUAAAAUUAUUUUUUUCUCUGAGCCAGAAAUCUCCACUUCAGUAGCACUUACAUUUACCAAACGUUCCACUUUCAUUCCUAUCUAUAUUCUGAAGGUUUUUUCAUAUAUCAUUUAUAAACUGAUUUAUACAACAUUUUAUUACUGAAGACAUGGAGAAAAUUGAUAUUUUUCCCCUAUGGAUGAUGACGGUAUUGUCUGAUUUAUGGAUUGAUACAAAGAGAAAUCCAAAUAUUUGUGUUCCCUAACAGAGUAUCCCACAAAUUACUAUCUUCUGUUAAACAACCUCUAAAAAUUAAUUUGAAUCUGUUAGCCUAUAAAUAAUUUGCAUGUAUCUUAUGCCUGCUAUCUUAGUAUGUUUUACAAGCUGCCACAGAUUUGUUUAUCUUCUGUCCGAUAUAUUGCUUUUCUAUCAUUGUUGUUUUUAUUGUUUGUUUUGUGACUAUCACUG
This is a messenger RNA of Anoplopoma fimbria (sablefish), 5109 nucleotides long. Its product is annotated as NACHT, LRR and PYD domains-containing protein 12-like. The record is from RefSeq and is a predicted model, not a curated record. Gene Ontology annotation, molecular function: protein binding. Lineage: Eukaryota; Metazoa; Chordata; Actinopteri; Perciformes; Anoplopomatidae. The transcript has 10 exons. Bases 221 to 3445 code for a protein of 1074 amino acids.